AUGGAGGAAUUAAGAAAGAUGAUGCAGGAUGGACGACGUGAUAAUUUUGAGAAGAUACUCCUCGAGAUUGAGACGGUUUCACUGCAUUUGAAUACGAAGGAAAAAGAAUUAGGGAAGCGUGAGAAGCAAUUGCUACAUGCAGAAGCACAGAAUGAAAUACAGAGGACAGAACUUCAUCAUAACAGAAGAAGGAGAAAGAAAAUGUGCAGAAACAUAAUGGAGCUACGAAAGAAACUGAAUGUUGAAAAUGUACAGGCAGUUGAAGUAGAGCGUAUGAGAGAGGCUUUACAAGUGAUUAAAGACAUGGCGCUGAUUGUCAGGCAACUUAAUCAGGCGCUUAUUGUCAAAGAACGCAAAAGCAAGGUUGAAUUGCUGGAAGCCCGCAGGUUUUUAAUCAAAAGUUUGAGAGAAUGGAAAUGGGGUGGUAAAAUUGGAAUAAAGAAAAUGGGAGGGCUUAACAUCAAACCAUUCCGUAAAGCAAUGAAGAGAAAAUUUCCAGAUGAAGGGGAGGAGAAAGCAGUAGAGCUGUGGUCAUUCUGGGAGAGUUAUUGUGGAGAUUCAAGUUGUCAUCCUAUUAAAAUAAUCGCAGAUAAUAAAGGAUUGUGUAAGAAAAUAGUUGAUCUAGAGGAUGCCACAUUUAAACAUUUGAAGGAGGAGUAUGGUGAAGAGGCUUUUAACGAAGUGGCAAUAGCCUUGAGUGAGAUGGAAUACUACAGGCAAAGUGGUGGAUACACAAAACUUGAGCUGUGGAAUUUCAGGGAGAAUAGGAAAGCAACAUUGAAAGAGGCAAUAUUUCGUAUAUUGAAGAAAUGGAAAAAGGAUAAAAAUAAGACAAAAUGA
Messenger RNA from Pistacia vera, 840 nucleotides. Its product is annotated as factor of DNA methylation 4-like. The transcript is spliced from 5 exons. The record is from RefSeq and is a predicted model, not a curated record. Bases 1 to 840 code for a protein of 279 amino acids. Gene Ontology annotation, biological process: gene silencing by siRNA-directed DNA methylation. NCBI's taxonomy places the organism in Eukaryota, Viridiplantae, Streptophyta, Magnoliopsida, Sapindales, Anacardiaceae.